AUGGGACAGGCGGGGAGCAGUCGCUGUCCACAAGCGGAUGGUGCUGAAACGCAGAGUGACCUGCAGCCUGAGCUCGACCCCCAGUGGCUCUGCCAGCAGUACGAGCAGCGCUGCCGAAGCAACAAAGUCAACGGCUGUGUCAAGUACCUGAUGUUCCUGUCCAACUUCAUGUUUACAUUGCUGGGCUACCUGAUUCUUGGGAUCGGGGUCUGGGGACUCGUAGACAAAGAAUCUCUGGACCUGGCCAACAUCAGCUCUCUGAGCACAGACCCCAUGCUGGCGUUCGUUGUUGUGGGGCUGAUUGUUGGUGUUUUUCCUUGCUCUGGUUGCGUGGGGGCCCUGAGGGAGAACCGGUGCCUGCUGAAAUUCUUCAUGGCUGGCAUCCUCAUGUUCGUGACGGCGGAGAUCAUAGGCGGGAUCGUGGUCUACGCCCAGAGGGACGCAAUCGAACACUUUCUGAAGAACGGCAUGACCUUAGGCGUCAAGAGGUAUCAGGACGAUCCCGAUGUUCGGUUCAUUAUCAACGAGAUCCAGCAAGGGUUAAUGUGCUGCGGGGUCGAGUCCUAUCACGAUUGGCAAUUAAACAUGUAUUUUAACUGCAGCUCCCCAGGUGUCCAUGCGUGUGGAGCCCCUGCUUCCUGUUGCAUCAAUCCUCAAGAAAAUGGCUCAGUUAUAAACUCUCAGUGUGGCUUUGGCACUCUACACAUGGAAGAAGUGACAGCCCAGAAUUAUAUUUACCUACGUGGGUGCAUGUCACAGCUCACUAGUUGGUUUAAUAGCAACAUAGAUUCAAUUGGUGCAUUUGGUGUAAUUCUCAUGGUUAUUCAGCUACUUGGGUUAAUUUUUGCAAUGAAGAUACUGAGUGACAUUGAACUGAUCAAAGCACAUUGGUAG
Molecule: messenger RNA, 894 nt
Organism: Hemiscyllium ocellatum (epaulette shark)
Lineage: Eukaryota; Metazoa; Chordata; Chondrichthyes; Orectolobiformes; Hemiscylliidae
Product: tetraspanin-10-like
Exons: 2
Coding region: 1-894 (297 amino acids)
Cellular component (GO): membrane
Source: RefSeq, a predicted model, not a curated record